CGCCGCCCGCCGCUCCCGCCCGGCCGGGAUGAAGGCGGCCGAGGCCACGGGCGAGGAGGCGCCGCCCGGCGCGCGGUCGGUCAAGGUGGUCCUGGUGGGCGACGGCGGCUGCGGGAAGACGUCGCUGCUGCUGGUCUUCGCCGCUGGGGCCUUCCCCGAGAGCUACAGCCCCACUGUGUUUGAGCGGUACACCGUGAACCUGCAGGUGAAAGGCAAACCUGUGCACCUCCAGAUAUGGGACACUGCAGGGCAAGACGACUACGACCGCCUGCGGCCCCUGUUCUACCCCGACGCCAGUGUGCUGCUGCUCUGCUUUGACGUCACCAGCCCCAGCAGCUUCGACAACGUCUUUAACCGGUGGUACCCGGAGGUGACUCACUUCUGCAAGCAAGUGCCCAUCAUCGUCGUGGGCUGCAAGACGGACCUGCGCAAGGACAGGUCGCUGGUGAACAAGCUGCGGAAAAAGCGAGCUGAGCCUGUGACCUACCACAGGGGCCAGGAGAUGGCGCGGUCCGUGGGAGCCGUCGCCUACCUGGAGUGCUCCGCGCGUCUCCAUGACAACGUCGACGCCGUCUUCCAGGAGGCCGCCGAGGUGGCGCUCAGCAGCCGCAGCCGCAACCUGUGGCGGAGGGUUACCCAGAGCUUCUGCGUGGUCACCUGAGCGGCCGGGGGUGCCCCCUGCCCCGACCGCCCUGGAAGGAGCAGGGCGCUGACCUUCUGCCAAGUUGGCCGGGCCGGAUCCAGGCUGGUUCACCGAAAUGCACCCCCACAGAGGGGCACCCCCGAGGCCAGGCGCGGGCCUAGGAACCUUGAACUGAGGAAGGGGCUUCCCAGCCGGCCCAGCGCCAGGUCUUGGACUUGACACUCUGGUGGGGCCUUGCAGCCCGGCGCCACCUCGUGGCCGUUCCCGGAGCUGCACCUGCCACCCCUGGCGUUCUUAGGGCCAACCCUCCAGAACCCAUCCCCGCCUCGGCACCCCCCACCUCACCCCUUGGCCCUGCCUGCCCCAGUGGUAAGUGUACUAACUAAAAUGACAUCACUCAG
Messenger RNA from Lepus europaeus (European hare), 1044 nucleotides. It is a transcript of the gene RHOD, whose product is annotated as ras homolog family member D. Gene Ontology annotation, biological process: cell migration; small GTPase-mediated signal transduction. Lineage: Eukaryota; Metazoa; Chordata; Mammalia; Lagomorpha; Leporidae. The record is from RefSeq and is a predicted model, not a curated record. The transcript has 5 exons. Bases 29 to 661 code for a protein of 210 amino acids. Gene Ontology annotation, molecular function: GTP binding; GTPase activity.